AUGACUGCUGACCAGAAGAAACCCGGCCUCGACAGCCAUGUCCCUCACGAUGAUGUCCUCAAGCAGGGACAGCUCGACGACUUCAACCGUCCCCUGGGGCAAGGGGAGGAUGUCGCGGUGCAGUUCCUCGCCCAGCUGGAUCCCGUCAUCAUGGCGACUCCUAUCGCUGAGGCAGAAGCGCGCCGCGUGCUGUGGAAGAUCGAUCUGAUCCUGAUCCCAUUGAUCAUGGUCACCGUCGUGCUGGCCGCCGUCGACAAAGUCAUCAUCUCCAACGCUGCCAUCUACGGCAUGGAAACCGACACCCAUCUCACGGGUAACGAGUACUCCUGGGUGGGCUCGAUCUUCUACUUUGGCUACCUGGUCUUCGAAUACCCAGCCGCAUUGCUCAUCCAGCGACUCCCCGUGGCCAAGCUCUACGCGGCCAUGGUCUUCACCUGGGCCGUGCUGAUGCUCUGCACCGCGGCGACGCACAACUUCGCCGGCCUCGCUACCGUACGCUUCCUGAUGGGCAUGCUAGAAGCAUCCGUCUUUCCCAUCUCCAGCAUUCUCACCGUAAUGUGGUGGAAGACCAGCGAGCAGCCCAUCCGAGUGGCCUUCUGGUUCAACCAGCUGUCGUCCGUCUUCUCCGGCGUCGUCAGCUACGGCAUCGGCCACACCCACACAGCCCUCCACCCCUGGCGACUCCUCUUUCUCGUGCUCGGCGCCUUCUCCAUCCUCUGGUCCAUCAUCCUCUACAUCUUCCUACCCGACUCGCCCGUCCAAUGCUGGUACUUUUCCGACCGCGAAAAGUUCGUCUGCCUCGAACGCGUCAAGGACAACAACACCGGCAUGGAAGACAAGACCAUCAAAUGGUACCAGGUGCGCGAAUGCCUCCUGGACCCCAAGACCUGGCUGCUGGCCCUCUUCUCGCUCGCCCAGAACAUCCCCAACGGCGGCCUCGUCACCUUCUCCGCCCUCAUCGUCACCGGCCUGGGCUACUCCUCCCUGAUCACCACCGUCCUCGGCAUUCCCACCGGCGUCCUCGCCACCAUCUGGCAACUCCUCCUCUCCUUCCUCGCCUCCCGCAUCCCCAACUCCCGCUGUCUCAUCAUCGCCAUCUCCAACCUUGUCCCCAUGGUCUGCGCCAUCCUCAUGUGGAAACUCCCCCGCUCCAACAAACACGGCCUCCUCGCCUCCUACUACGUCUUCUACACCUACUGGGCCCCCUACGUCCUCUCCACCUCCCUCCCCAUGGCCAACACCAGCGGGCACUCCAAGAAGCUAACCCUCAACGCCAUUUUCUUCCUCGCCUACUGCGUCGGCAACAUCAUCGGUCCCCAGGUCUUUCGCUCCACCGACGCCCCGACUUACUCCCAUGGCUACGAGGGCCUGCUCGCCUGUCUUGUCGUCGCUAUCGUCGCCAUCUCAGCCUACGGCUUCCUCUGUCGCUGGGAAAACCAGCGUCGCGACGCCACUGGCCAUACGGACCCUGUGUCCGAGGAUGCGGCGUUUUCGGACCUGACGGAUAAGGAGAAACAGUCAUUUCGGUAUACUUACUAACCUGCCAUACCAACACUCUAAAACUCAUAGUAAC
Aspergillus ibericus CBS 121593 is the source of this 1573-nucleotide messenger RNA. Its product is annotated as MFS general substrate transporter. Gene Ontology annotation, cellular component: membrane. Gene Ontology annotation, molecular function: transmembrane transporter activity. The record is from RefSeq and is a predicted model, not a curated record. The coding region runs from base 1 to 1539 and encodes 512 amino acids. NCBI's taxonomy places the organism in Eukaryota, Fungi, Ascomycota, Eurotiomycetes, Eurotiales, Aspergillaceae. Gene Ontology annotation, biological process: transmembrane transport. The transcript has a single exon.